GCUCCCCUGUGUUUGUAUCAGCGAGUUGUGGAGGAAGAGCUGCACCGAAACCUACACUUCAUGAUUACCUAAAGGUGUACUUAGUAUGACUCCCAUCUGUGGAAAGACUGUUUUUACUCAUAAGUAGUUCAUAGAUGAAAACAGUCCAUGCUGACCUCACAUGUACACACUACAGCACACAGUAUGACACGUUGAUACCACACUGAGAAUGCAAACUUCAGCACUUCUUCCAGGUCUCCCCCACUCACAGAGCAAAUGGUUUCGCCCAUGGAUCCGCUCCAGCACUCAUAGCACACAAGAGGUCUGAAAGAUACAGAUUUCUGUGUUUCUGUCAGUCUUCAGUUGUGGCAGCGUUUUACACUAAAAUCACAGUGAUAGUCUUGCAAUUCCUUUCGAGACGGGACUGUUUCUCCUCAGAGAGCCCAUUGUCUCCCUGGAUCUGAGCCGUCCGGAUGACACCAGCAGAAGGGCUGCACUGCUAGUGCCUGGAAUAAAUAAGGCUUUCCUAUCCAUCCUUCUGUCCACCCCUCCCUCCCUCUCUCUCCUCUUGGGGCUGUAAAUAAGCUGGGGCUCUAUAAACCCUGGAGAGACCCUCCCCCCUCCCAUUCCUCCCCACAACGGCUACCUCCCUCCAUCUCCCCUGCCCACUCAAGACUGUGCUGCUGCUCCUUAUGCUGCUGAGAGGUACCACAGAGAUGCUCAGAUGAUCCAUUGGGCUGGCCCAAACUACAUCAUCCAUACGGCCCAAGACAGCGAAGAAUAACUAGUGCGAGUGUGAGAGAGCCCCUGGAGGGUACUGUGAGGACCCUGAGAGGCCCACCCACCCGCCGAGCCUGGCAGAAAGCUUGGCUUGCCCCUUGACUCCAGCAGUCCCUGAGAUGCCCUCCCCUCCCAAUGAAGGAGAGGAUCAAGGAGCGUCCCCCGUGAACGGGCCAUCUGUGGGCUCCUACCACAGCAGGGGGAAGAGGAAGGUGCACACCAAGAAGAAGAAAGGCACCAUAAGUGCCAAUGUCGCAGGCACCAAAUAUGAGAUUGUCCGUAUAGUUAUCAGUGAGAUGGACUUCAUCAAGGCCAGGGAUGAAGACGAGACUGCCAACCUCAUCUGGAACGACUCAGCUGUGCAGCACGAGAAAAUCGCUGAGCUCAGGAAUUAUCAGAGAAUUAACCAUUUCCCUGGCAUGGGCGAAAUCUGCCGAAAAGACUGCCUAGCAAGAAACAUGUCCAAAAUGAUUAAGUGCCAGGCUUUGGAAUACAGCUUCAUACCCAAAACCUGGAUCUUCCCCGCUGAGUACACUCAGUUCCAGAACUACGUCAAGGAGCUACGCAGGAAACGCAAGCAGAAGACCUUUAUCGUAAAACCUGCCAACGGAGCCAUGGGUCAUGGGAUCUCGCUUAUCCGUAACUGUGAGAAACUGCCAGCCCAGGAGCACUUCAUUGUUCAGGAGUAUCUGGACAAGCCCUUCCUGAUGGAGGGCUACAAGUUCGACCUGCGCAUCUACAUCCUCGUCACUUCCUGCGACCCUCUUCGCAUUUUUCUCUACAACGACGGACUGGUUCGCAUGGGCACAGAGAAGUACAGCGCACCCAGUGAGGCAAACCUGAGCCAGCUCUACAUGCAUCUAACCAACUACUCCGUCAACAAACACAAUGAGAACUUUGAGCGAGACGAGACGGUGGACAAGGGCAGCAAAAGGUCCAUCAGCUGGUUCACUGAGUUCCUCCGCACCAACGACUAUGACGUGUCCAAAUUCUGGGGGGACGUCUCUGAGCUGGUUGUGAAGACGUUAAUAGUUGCUGAGCCCCAUGUGCUGCACGCCUACCGCAUGUGUCGCCCUGGCCAGCCACCAGGGAGCGACAGUGUCUGCUUCGAGGUCCUGGGCUUUGACAUCAUCCUGGACCGCAAGCUCAAACCCUGGCUUCUGGAGAUCAAUCGAGCUCCGAGCUUUGGGACCGAUCAGAAGAUUGAUUACGACGUGAAGAAAGGGGUGCUGCUCAAUGCUCUCAAACUCCUAAACAUUCGAGCAAGUGAUAAGAAACGCAACCUGGCCCAGCAAAAGGCAGAAGCUCAGAGACGGCUCUAUGGACACGGAUCCAUGAAGAAGCUCUCGGCUGCCUCCUCGGACUGGGAGAAACAGCGUCACACACUGGAGCGAAGGAGAGAAGAGCUGAAAGAGCGACUGGCACAGGUUCGCAAGCAGAUCUCCAGGGAGGAGCAUGAAAAGCAACAUCUGGGGAACUACAGACGUAUUUACCCCCCAGACGACAAGCUGCUGUUGGAGAAGUAUGAAAGCCUGCUCUCGUCCGCCUUUCAGACCUUCCUCGCCGGGCGAGCUGCAUCACUUCAAAAGGAAAUGAAUAAUCCUCUGAAACGAAUGAAGGAGGAGGACAUAUUGGAUCUUCUGGAGCAAUGUGAAUUGGACGACGAGAAGCUGAUGGGCAAAUCCUCCCGGCAACGAGGUCCUAAGCCCUUGACCGCGAUGCCAGAAAGCAGUCAAACACCCAGACGUCAAAGACCAGACUACUUGGCUGACUUCUCAAGUGGCAGCAGCGCUGAUAACUCCUGCUCCUCCUCAGAUGAAGAAGAGGAGGAGAGGAGGAAUGCAGGGGGAGGAGGUGGAGGAGGAAGAAGCGGAGAGAAGAGGGAGAAGAAAGUUUCCUAUGACCUUGGAGAGAACAAGGAGAGGAACUUGGCUGAGCGCUCAGGCCGAAUGCACUGGAAACCUCCAAUCAAGUCUCUCAAAACCAGCCCCAUCCCCUCUGCUUCCCCAACACUCUCUGGUCCAAUCAGACGCUCCAUCUCCUGCCCUCGUUCCAUUGCUUCCCUCUCGUCGCCCAAUGAGUUGCGGACUUUGUCAACCAGACCUUCUCCUACAGUUCCCAUGGCCACUCCCCUCAUCAGGCCAAGCUCUGCUACGCUGCGCUCUCAUUCGCUGAGUCGCAGUGGCUCCGCCCACCGUGUGCCUCACAGCAACAGUCUGGGGACCAUCCACUCCAACAUCGGUGAUCCAUUGAUAAACCUGAGAAGUAAAGAGCAGGAGGCUGAGCUGGUGCGUCAGACUCUUGCAGCACUCACCGCCAUGAGAAUCAGGUUUCCGGGUAAAACAGAAGAAGAGGCUGAGGCUGUGCUAGACGAGAUUCUUGACAACUGGAAGUACCAUAAAUCAAAGGUGGCCUCCUAUUGGCUUGUGAAGCUGGACUCCACAAAACAACGAAAGGUCUUAGACAUUGUACGGACCAAUGUGCGCUCAGCGCUGCAGCGGAUCUGGAGGGAGCCAGACGUAGAGAGUCUCCAUCUUUACAGGCUCUUUAACCGGAUCUUCAACCGCCUGCUCUGGAGUCAUGGACAAGGGCUGUGGAACUGCUUCUCUAACACUGGUUCAUCUUGGGAGACCAUCUUCAGUAAAAGCAGCGAGGUGGUGACGCCCCAGGAGCUGCAGUGUUGCCGUCGGCUUGUCCAGUUGUCCAGGGACUGCUUGUUGGUAGUCUACAAGUUUGUCUCGGAGUCCCGCGGCUCUUUGACCGGACUCAGCCCUGAAUGGGACGACACCAGGUACUGGAACGCUGUUAGCAGGAGCUGCCUCACUGCUCUGUCUCGGUGGAAGGUGUCAUAGAAAAGUCUUAGAAAAGUACUGACGCCUGUGCCGCGGAAUGAUAGGUAUCUGCUGCCAGUGACCUCCCAGUUCAUCAUGAAGUGGCCUUCGUCCAGCUUUGGCCGCAUGUCCUCGGCCGUGCCGCGCUCGCGCAGCCUUUUUGCAGCCAGGAUGGGCCACUUCUGAGGUCACCGUGGCAACCUGGCUCCGGACACCUCGCCUAUUGACCUCAACCUUUCCCUCCCUGUGACUCUAACCCAGCCAAACUCUGAUCUCAGCUAGUCCAGUAUGGAUCUGAUUAUUUGGGGCAGCUCUGGACACUGGAUGGAACCUCAACCUUAGCCAACCCUCUCUCCUUCUCGUGGAAGACCAACAAAGAAAGGCCUGGUGGAUUCGGACCUGCGAAUGAGCCGUGUCCAGUCCAGAAUUGUUUGGUCAUUCCUAGACCAGCAGACCACCAGUACCCCCAAUCCCUACGUCAAUCCCAGUUAUCACUGAACAAUGGGUUUACCCCUAUUUUGUCCUUGUAACUGCUGUAAUACACCUACUCACUGUACAGUUACAAGUCGAGGUACUGUAUAAGGAAAAAAUAACAAAUACUUAACAAUGCAAGGAUUAUUUAUUUAUUUAUGUACCUACUUCUUUUGUAAGCUAUUCCAUGAAUGCAGUGAAUGCUGGUGCAGAAUGCAGAUAUGGAAUGAGAACAACAAAGCUAUCCAUUGUUUGAGAACGUCGAUGAAAAAAAAAAAAAAAAGAAGAAGCUUAUUUUUGCUGGCUGUAAUUUGAUUUCUACAUUUAAUUUAUUCCAUAACUUUUAUCAGAGGCUUCAUGUUUAUAAAUGAUUAUGCUCCAGUUUUUGCAGGUCAGAGUACAGUGAAGAGGUGGCGCCCAGAGAAACUCAAAACUGUUGAAUGCUGAUGCUUCAUGUUUUCAUGUGUGAUAUUAAUUGCAGCAUAAUUAAGUGACACAUUGUUUAGAAUGUCGGUGUAGAAAAGCCAAGCCUCUUUGCCUGUUGAGAAUGAGCUGACUUUGAUGCCACAGCGUAAAGAGCCAAACUUAAGUCUCAGAGAGCACCCAGUUUCUAAUAUGCACUUUGUCACAGAAAGAGAAAGUGGGUGCACAUUACAGUAGUGGUUGCAUGCUUAGAUUUUAGACCCUGAACCAGAUUCUAGUGGUUAGACGGAGCUGCGUUUGAAUUAUACUUGAAGUUUUGUGUUGUCAUUAUCGAUUGUGUCUUGUGUCGGCUGCACUCAAGAAGACACUCCACUUGUAGAUUUGUCGUCUCUAGUAUGAAUGUGUAAAGGAUAAGAGGGACGUGUGCUUCGCUUACAGAUCAUGCAGCACGUUGAAUGACUCGGCUCAUCAGCCCCAAUGUACCGCACUGUAACAGUGGUAAUUUGCCUGGGACGAGCAACUGCAGCCUUUUCCCCACCGCACUGCAGGUAUGAAGUGCCAGGGAUAUCAUGGAUGUGCCAAUAAUAAGCACAUCUCCUCUAUGUGUUUAGUUGGUUUUUAUUCAAGGUUAAUAUGUCAUAAAUCUCCAGCAGGACCUCAGUUAAAUACAGUAUUACAUGUUGAUAGGGAGAAUCUUAGUGUUACAUGUUGUUUACUUGGCUCUGUGUACAACCCCGCAAGAGAUGAUACAUCAAAUAGAUGCUCAAAAUGGUAGAUUAUCAGUGGGCUGCACAAUACAGUGUAAUGUGCUCAAACUGAA
Notolabrus celidotus (New Zealand spotty) is the source of this 5304-nucleotide messenger RNA. It is a transcript of the gene ttll7, whose product is annotated as tubulin tyrosine ligase-like family, member 7. Gene Ontology annotation, biological process: microtubule cytoskeleton organization; protein polyglutamylation. Gene Ontology annotation, cellular component: cilium. The transcript is spliced from 22 exons. Gene Ontology annotation, molecular function: tubulin binding; tubulin-glutamic acid ligase activity. Lineage: Eukaryota; Metazoa; Chordata; Actinopteri; Labriformes; Labridae. The coding region runs from base 879 to 3611 and encodes 910 amino acids. The record is from RefSeq and is a predicted model, not a curated record.